UACUUGUAUUUAUUAGUUCGAUCAAUCUCUCCCUUUCUUGUAUGCCCAAGUUGCACCUCAAGCGUACUCCAGAGGAGCAAGCUGCUCAUCGAGAACGCAAACGGCAGAAGAAGCAACACAAACGCAAAGAGGCGACUGCUGACGACGGGCCGUCCUACGAACCCGACUACGAUGCCAUCCAAGCUGAGCUAGAAGAGCAGCGAUUCCGCGAGAGAAUGUCCAUGGCGUUCGCCGACGACGAACGGCUGGACUCACUAGAGGCGCGGUUCAACGACUUUGCACACAUCCCAAAGAGAUGGGGCGGCGACUCGACGAGGCCCGUCUACGACGACGAUGGCGACUUCAUGAAACUCGAUCCUAGGUACAUGGAUGAUGAGGAAUACGCAGAAGUGGAUCAGGGCUGGGAUGUACAGGAAAGCCCAUGCUCAGGAAUACGAAGAAGCACGCCGUCGCAAGGCAGAGAAGGCAUGCCCGACGUGCUCGAGAGAAGGCUGCUAAGGAAGAGAGCCGGCGACUCGAGCGCCAGGCGGAGGAAGAACGUCGGCAAAGGAGGAAGGAUAGAGAUAUCCGGCGACGGGAGCAUGCGCGACAAGAAUACGAAUCUCGGUGGAAGGAGCUCCUCUCUCUGCCUCCCGCUAAUCUCCACUUUGACGAUAUUCCGUGGCCCGUCAUGGCGCCACGCUCGUCCGUGGCAGUCGAGGACCUUACUCCAGAGGCGGUAUCCCUUCUUUCUUUUCUCAGAAGAGGCGAAGAAGGAGAGGAAGGACAAGCUCCGGGAGACGUACCUGCGCUUUCACCCCGAUAAGUUUGAGAGCCGGUUGAUGAAGCUCGUCAAGACUGGCGAGCAGGAGAAACAGGGAGAUGGGUAGAAUAAUUUAAUGGAUUAAUGCAUCUACAUUAACUAAACCAUGAACCAAAGAACGUCUUUUUCAGUCUCUCAAUAACGCCUUCCUUUGGUGGUGGACCCUCCUCGACAACAGAUUUCUCCUUCUUUUUCUUUGGCUUCUUCACUGGCUGUGGAGAGACCUUGG
Desarmillaria tabescens is the source of this 1031-nucleotide messenger RNA. RefSeq lists its product as uncharacterized. The transcript has 3 exons. Lineage: Eukaryota; Fungi; Basidiomycota; Agaricomycetes; Agaricales; Physalacriaceae. The coding region runs from base 42 to 869 and encodes 275 amino acids. The record is from RefSeq and is a predicted model, not a curated record.